Messenger RNA from Lodderomyces jiufengensis, 717 nucleotides. RefSeq names its product histone H2A.Z-specific chaperone CHZ1. The transcript has a single exon. Bases 1 to 717 code for a protein of 238 amino acids. Lineage: Eukaryota; Fungi; Ascomycota; Pichiomycetes; Serinales; Debaryomycetaceae. The record is from RefSeq and is a predicted model, not a curated record.
AUGGCUGAAACUGAAGAUAAAAGAAAAUAUAAUGGUAAACAUUUAACCAAAAAGGCAAGAGAAGAAAGAGAACAUGAUGAUAAAGUUUCUGAUAAAGAUGAUAAAAAGGAAAGAAAGAAACAAUUAGAAAAAGGUCAUGAUGAAGCAACUGCUGAAAUUGAUGAUAGACAAGAAAAAGAAGAUUUAAAAGUUGAUAAUGAAUUAUUAGAAAAAACAUUUGGAAAACCUGAUUCAGAUGGUAAAAGAUCAAAAUCAAAAGCAACUGGAGAAGAACCAGAUAAAAAGAAAAAGAAAAGAAGAAAUUAUGAUGAUGAUGAAAAAGAUAAAAAAGAUGCUAAAAAAGAUGAUGAGGAAGAAGAGGAAGAUGAUGAUGAAGAUGAAGAUGAUGAAGAUGAUGAAGAAGAAGAAGAUUAUGAUGAAUCAAAAGCUGAUGAAGAAAAUGGUGAUGAAGAUGCAGAUCCAUUAGUUGAAAUUGAUGAAAGUAAUAUUUUAAAAGAUGGUAAAAGAACAAGAGGUAAAAAAAUUGAUUUUAAUGAAACUGCUGAAAAAUUAGAUAAAGAAAAUGGUAUAUUACAAGAAGAUGGUGAUAAGGAUGGUGAUGAAGUACCUGCUGAAAAAGAUGUUGCUGGUGAUGAAAAUUUAGAUGAUGAUGAAGAAGAUUAUGAAGAAGGUCAAGAAGCUUAUGAAGAAGAAGAAACUGAAGCUGUUGAAGUUUAA